Messenger RNA from Scophthalmus maximus (turbot), 1956 nucleotides. RefSeq names its product leucine rich repeat containing 73 (gene lrrc73). The transcript is spliced from 8 exons. NCBI's taxonomy places the organism in Eukaryota, Metazoa, Chordata, Actinopteri, Pleuronectiformes, Scophthalmidae. Gene Ontology annotation, molecular function: protein binding. The record is from RefSeq and is a predicted model, not a curated record. The coding region runs from base 489 to 1484 and encodes 331 amino acids.
CAGGUGCUCACCUGUCUGCCCUCCGUCCGUCUGUCUGUCUGUCCGUCUGCCUGCUCGGAGCUUCGGUUGUUAGCUAUUAGCUGAUAGCCGCUGCAAGCGGCAGCUGCUGAUCAGUCGCUUCCGGUAACGGUCACCUGCAGAAACACACCGGGACUCGCUCCGACCGACGGACAGAGCCUCUGCUCGGCCGCAGCACUCCGACCUCCCGGUGCCACUGAUCGAACCCGAUCAAUCGACACCGGAUCGAUCGAUCCGAUGACCGACGCGGUGGAUCGGAAGCGGCGCGUGGCCUGCGGCGGGAUCAGAGGCACCGGAGCAGCGAGUGAUGACAUCAGCGCGUGAGAGUCCCGAUCGUCCGCGGGUCAGCUGAUCGAUCACUUAUCAGGUUCUCCCGGUUCUCCCGGUGCUCCCGUUUCUCCUGGUGCUCCCGUUUCUCCUGGUGCUCCCUGUUCUCCCAGUGCUCCUGGUGCUCCCUGAUCCCAUUCAGGAUGCUGCCGGCCUCCAUUCAGAUCACGGGGGAGCAGCUGUCGGCGGCCGAGGUGCAGGACAUCUGUGAGAGUCUGACGGAGGACGGCGUGCGGCUGUUGUCCGUCCGCGGCUGCCAACUCUCCGACCGAGACUUUGGACGAAUCUGUCGCAGCGUCGCAGAGUCUCGCUCACUCGCUCAGCUCAACCUGAACCUGGGCGUCGUCUCCAGCAGCAGUCGGACUCGACACCUGGCCGACGCCCUGAACACCAAUCGGUCCCUUCAGACGCUCUUUCUCCAUGGCAGCCCCCUGUUGGACGCCGGCCUGGUGACCCUGAACUCGGCCCUGUCGACCCACCCGAGCUUGGUCUGUCUGGACCUGGGGGACUGCAUGCUGGGGGACGAGGCACUGGUUCUGAUCUGCGGGAUGCUGCCGCCUGACGGAGCCAAGUCAGGCCUCAGGGAGCUCACGCUCAGCGCCAACCCAGGGAUCAGCUCUAAAUCGUGGGCUCGGCUCAGCAUCGCAGUGGCUCACAGCUCUCAGCUCCGAGUCCUCAACCUGGACUACAACCCGCUGGGAGAUCAGAUUGCAGGGAUGUUGGCGGUUGCUGUGGCGUCCAGCAGAACCCUGGAGGUGUUGGACCUUGAGGGAACCGGACUGACCAACCAAUCAGCACAGGUUUUCCUGGACAUGGUGGAGAACUACCCGACCAGUCUGAGGGUUCUGGUUCUGGCAGAAAACCACAUCAGUCCCGAGCUGCAGCAGCAGAUCUGUGACCUGCUGUCUGAAGGAGACGACGAUGACGACAGAGAUGCCUCGCCCCUGCUCUCAGGCCCCGCCUCCAGCAGUGCCCUGCUGCCAAUCAGAGACAAGUACCAACCAAUCAGAGACAAGUACCAACCAAUCAGAGACAAGUACCAGCCCCCUGCCUGGCUACCCCAUAGCAACUCCGGACCCCAGACCGUCCUGCUGACAUCAGGUCUAGGUGAGAGCUUACUGGCUGAGACUGAGAUGUGACCCCUCCCACAGACACACCCACUUCCUGUUUAACUGUUUGCACUUGAUUUAGUUUUAGUUUUGGGGUUUGAAUGUUUGUUUCUCUGCACUGCACUUCUGUAAGGUCACCUGACCACAGGUCGCAGGUCACCUGGUCACAUUGUGCAUGUUCGAUGUAGCACCUGAUAUGAAACCUCAACACACAAGUGACUUACACACACGCUGUGAUCAGGCUCCGCCCACAAAGACCACACAACUCCUCCCCCUGUCUCUCGGUCCAAACCAGAACCAGAGGAAGUCAUGUCAGUCGUUUGUCAUUGAUGUCGUCUGUGGUCGGGAGCUCUAAAUUAAUCAUUGACUGAUGAUUUGUUAAAAUAAAUAUCGAUCAUGUCUCUGGGGAUGGAGCCUGAUCCGACGUGCAGCUGGUUCUGAUGAAUGUUUGUUCUGCUGCUCGAUGUCACGAUAAUUAAACUGUUUACAGCUUCGUAAGAAA